AUGGCCCUCGACUCUCGCUCCGCGUACUCCCUCUCUGUCCUUCCUGCACACAAUGACCAAUUGGGCGAACCGCGCACCGAACUGCAGCAGAAGCUCAGGGACUUCAUCCUCGCAUUUCAACUCGACGGCGUCUACAUCUACCGAGACCAGCUGCGGCAAAAUGUCCUGGUCAAGCAGUAUUACUGCGAUGUCGACCUGGCGCACCUGAUCUCAUACAAUGAAGAGCUCGCGCACCGGCUCACGAGCGAGCCUGCGGACGUGAUACCGCUGUUCGAAGCGGCGUUGAAACAGUGUACACAGCGCAUCGUGUUCCCGCACGAUCGCGAGGUCCAGCUCCCUCAACAUCAGCUCCUGCUCCACUCGAGUGUCGCGCACAUUUCGAUCCGUGACCUGACCGCCGCGAACGUCUCGCACCUCGUCCGCAUCCCAGGCAUCGUCAUUGGAGCGUCCACGCUAUCGUCAAAGGCCACCCUCGUCGCGAUCCAAUGCCGCGGCUGCGAACACACGCAGCAACUCCACGUCGAAGGCGGCUUCUCUGGCAUCACGCUCCCUCGCCAAUGUGGGCGGACAAAAGUCCCCGGCCAAGAGUCUGGAGACCCGUGUCCUCUAGACCCCUAUUUUGUGGUCCAUGAAUCCUCACAAUUUAUCGACCAGCAGAUUAUAAAAUUGCAGGAAGCACCAGACCAGGUCCCAGUGGGUGAAUUGCCCCGCCACAUUGCCGUCUCUGCGGACCGGUAUCUGACGAACCGAGUCGUUCCUGGGUCGAGAUGUACGGUGAUGGGGGUGUUUUCAAUCUAUCAGCAAAACAAGGGGUCGAAGAAGGAUAGUGCAGUUGCGUUGAGACAACCGUACUUGCGAGCAGUGGGCAUCCAAACGGACGUAGACCACUCGGCCACCGGGGCAUCAUUUUCAGACGAGGAAGUUCAAGAGUUCGAGGAAAUGUCCAGAUUACCCGACCUCUACGAGCGGUUUGCGCAUUGCAUUGCUCCAGCCAUCUAUGGAAACAUGGAUAUCAAGAAGGCCAUUGCAUGUCUGUUGAUGGGUGGCUCAAAGAAGAUUCUCCCAGACGGCAUGAAAUUGAGAGGCGACAUCAAUGUCCUACUUCUGGGUGACCCGGGCACAGCCAAGUCGCAGCUGCUGAAAUUUGUCGAAAAGGUGUCGCCCAUAGCAAUCUACACCUCCGGAAAGGGUUCAUCGGCAGCCGGUCUGACCGCCUCCGUGCAACGAGAUACACAAACACGAGAGUUUUACCUGGAAGGUGGAGCCAUGGUCCUCGCAGACGGUGGCGUGGUCUGUAUCGACGAAUUCGACAAGAUGCGCGACGAAGAUCGAGUGGCAAUUCACGAGGCAAUGGAACAGCAAACCAUUUCGAUCGCGAAAGCGGGCAUCACCACCAUCCUCAACGCCCGCACAUCCGUCCUCGCAGCCGCAAAUCCCAUCUUCGGACGAUACGACGAUCUAAAAUCUCCGGGGGAGAACAUCGACUUCCAGACUACCAUUCUAUCUCGUUUCGACAUGAUCUUCAUCGUAAGAGAUGACCACGAUAGAACGCGGGAUGAAAACAUCGCGAAGCACGUCAUGGGCAUCCAUAUGGGCAACCAGGGCGUCGAAGAGCAGGCCGAAGUCGAAAUCCCGGUAGAGAAGAUGAAGCGAUAUAUCAGCUUCUGCAAGUCCCGGUGCGCCCCCAGAUUGUCGCCUGGGGCAGCAGAGAAGCUCUCGUCGCAUUUCGUCUCAAUUCGGAAUCGAGUAGCUCGAGCUGAGGCUAACAGCAAUGUCCGAUCUUCUAUCCCUAUCACAGUCCGUCAACUUGAAGCCAUAAUUCGAAUCACAGAGUCACUCGCGAAGCUCACUUUGUCAGCCGUAGCAGAGGAACACCACGUUGACGAAGCUAUUCGUCUCUUCCUCGCCAGCACCAUGGACGCCGUGUCUCAGGGAGAAGGCGCUGGUGGCAUGAGCGGAAACAGAGAGUUGAUGGAGGAAGUGAGCAAGGUGGAAGAAGAGCUUCGAAGGCGGCUGCCGAUUGGUUGGAGCACAAGCCUGGCGACUCUAAAACGGGAAUUUGUUCAGGGGCGAGGAUACAGUGAAGCAGCGUUGGCCCGCGCAUUGCAUGUUCUGCAAAGAAGAGAGACGAUACGGUUGAGAAAUGGUGGAAGUCAGGUAUAUCGAAGUGGAGUCUAA
Fonsecaea pedrosoi CBS 271.37 is the source of this 2178-nucleotide messenger RNA. RefSeq lists its product as uncharacterized. The coding region runs from base 1 to 2178 and encodes 725 amino acids. The transcript has 2 exons. The record is from RefSeq and is a predicted model, not a curated record. NCBI's taxonomy places the organism in Eukaryota, Fungi, Ascomycota, Eurotiomycetes, Chaetothyriales, Herpotrichiellaceae. Gene Ontology annotation, biological process: DNA replication; double-strand break repair via break-induced replication; DNA replication initiation. Gene Ontology annotation, cellular component: nucleus; MCM complex. Gene Ontology annotation, molecular function: single-stranded DNA helicase activity; 3'-5' DNA helicase activity; DNA replication origin binding.